AUGCUGUUAUUCGGAAAAAGGAGCGGCGUUGGGCCCGAUUCUGCCAACGGUGGCACCUGCGGCAGGAGCUGCUCCGCCAGCAACUCGAACUCCACAAACACCGAGUGCGACAGCACCGGUGGGAACAGGAACAUUCGCAGCAGUGGCAACAUCGAAGACAGGAGCAGCAGCAACAGCAGAUGCAGCAACAGCACCACUGACAGCAGCGCCAACCCCAACGGCAGCACUACCACCAACAUCACCAACAGCAACAGCAACAAUAUCAACGGCAUCGCCAGCAGCAGCAUCAACAGCAGCAGCAUCACCAACAGCAGCAGCGGCAGCACCAACGACAACAACAACAACACGGAUUCACCGCAUACCUCAUCAACGGCGCAGCGGGCACCGGAAGAGCUGCAGAAACGCGCAACGGCGAUGCGAGAGGCGGGUGACAUGUCGCGCAACUGCUUCCACCUCUUCGCCGACUACAGACUCUGCAUUUCAGACGAGUUGAAACGGAAGGGCCUUGAGUGA
Eimeria mitis is the source of this 513-nucleotide messenger RNA. RefSeq lists its product as uncharacterized. The coding region runs from base 1 to 513 and encodes 170 amino acids. The record is from RefSeq and is a predicted model, not a curated record. Lineage: Eukaryota; Apicomplexa; Conoidasida; Eucoccidiorida; Eimeriidae. The transcript has 2 exons.